AUGGCACCGGCUGUUUUGGCUUCCUUAAACGAACCGUCGUUCCAGGGACAAUGCGGCGCCGUUUUUAUGAGGAAAUUUACAAACCAAUCCGUCGCCGAAAACACCAAUAAUCCUCUUCCUCCUCUCUUCAACCCUAACCCUAACCCUAAUUUCGAUUCGAUUCACAGGAGCAAUUCCAGCAAGCAAUUCGAUGAUUCGUCGGAUUUCGGAGGCUAUGCUACUUUUAAUGUCGCUGGGUACACCUCAAGUCAGCUCAGGGAGUUGAAGAAGCGCUUUACCUCGGAACUCGAACAGGUUCGGAUCCUGAGGGAACGGAUCGAGUCAGGGACGUUCGAGAAUCAGCAAGUUUACACUACCCCUGAGGUAUCCGCCGUUCGAUCAGCUCCGACAAAUAGCUUUGCCGGUGAAUCGAAUGACCUUGGACUGAAGAAGAAGAAGCCGAAGAAAAACGGGUCAGGUCUGAAGCGAUGCAAUCCAUUUGCUACGGAAGAGUCUCACCUGAAGCGGCCGGCGGCUUCGGAUCCGGAGUCGGAGAAACUGUUGGCCGGUAUGUUGAAUACUUGCAGUCAGAUCUUGGCCAAGCUGAUGAAGCACAAAUGGGCGUGGGUGUUCAACACGCCUGUUGAUGUGGUAAGUUUAGGGCUUCAUGAUUACCAUCUGAUCGUGAAGAAGCCCAUGGAUCUGGGUACGGUCAAGCUGAAUCUGGAGAAGAGAUUUUACGUUUCGCCGCUUGAUUUUGCAACCGAUGUCAGAUUGACAUUCAGGAAUGCAAUGGCGUAUAACCCAAAGGGACAAGAUGUGUAUUUUAUGGCUGAGAAGCUUCUGGAUCAAUUCGACGUUAUGUUCAAUCCUGCAUUCAAGAAAUUUGAGGCCCAGCAGCUAAAACUCACUGGUUCGUCAUCUCGUCCUGAAUCUGAGUUCAAGCCAAGGCAGUGGAAUCAGACUCCAGUGGCUGCAAAUGCUAGGAGAGGAACGGAACAAAUAUCUAUAGCGAAGAAGUUAGAUACAGCGAAGCCAUCACAACCUACAUUGCCUCCCCAGUUAGUCGAGCCGCCACGCGAGCGAACUCCUUCGCCUUCUCCUCCUCCUCCGCCUCCGCUUCCUCCUGCCCCUGCAGCGGUUCAGCCUCAGCCGCCUCUUCCGCAGCCGGUUAGUGAAGCUGAAGCACCUACUGAUGUGAGUGAAGUGACCAAAGGGAGGAAAGGGAAGUUGCCGAAGCCUAAGGCUAAGGAUCCAAACAAAAGACUGAUGACAUUGGAGGAGAAGUCAAAGCUUGGCAUGAAUCUACAAGACCUACCUCCUGAGAAGCUUGGGCAGUUGGUUCAGAUUCUCAGGAAGAGAAACGGACAUUUAGCUCAAGAUGGCGACGAAAUUGAGCUAGACAUUGAAGCCGUAGACAAUGAGACUCUAUGGGAGCUUGAUCGUUUCGUGACAAAUUACAAGAAGAUGGCUAGCAAAAUCAAGCGCCAAGGGUUUAUCCGUAAUGUGUCAACACCACCUCGAAACAUGACUUCGGUAGCAGAAAUGGGAAGUGCGGAGAAGAGAACAAGGAAAGGGGAUGCAGGGGAAGAGGAUGUAGACAUUGGAGAAGACAUACCGAUCGAAGAUUACCCAUCUGUAGAGAUCGAAAGAGAUGGCACUGCAGUAGCAGCUGCUGCUAGUAGUGGGUCUAGUUCUUCAGGCAGCUCUAGUUCUAGUAGCGGUUCCUCGUCUAGUGAUUCAGGGUCAGGUGGGAGUUCAUCAGGUAGUGAUUCUGAUGCGGAUAGUGUUCAAUCGCCAUUUGUGGAAGCAAAAGAAGCUCAAUGA
Messenger RNA from Thlaspi arvense, 1806 nucleotides. Lineage: Eukaryota; Viridiplantae; Streptophyta; Magnoliopsida; Brassicales; Brassicaceae. The record is from the annotation of a GenBank genome assembly.